Molecule: messenger RNA, 728 nt
Organism: Myiozetetes cayanensis
Lineage: Eukaryota; Metazoa; Chordata; Aves; Passeriformes; Tyrannidae
Gene: BOLA1
Product: bolA family member 1
Cellular component (GO): mitochondrion
Source: RefSeq, a predicted model, not a curated record
UGGCCUUUUGGGAGGGCGUGGCCAUCAGCGUCACGUGACGCACCGGUGUUACGUCACGGCGGCGGCGAACCCGGUCGGCGUGACCGGAGCGAACGCCCCUCCCCGAUGCCGAUGCGGGGUCCCCUCGUGGCGGCCGCGGGGGGGGCCAUGGGCGGCUCGGGGGGUCCCCUGGCCCGGGCCAUCCGUGACAAGCUGACUGCGGCGCUGCAGCCCACGCACCUGGAGGUGCGGGACGACUCCCCCCGCCAGGGGCCCCCCGGCGCCGAGACGCACUUCGGGGUGCUGGUGGUGAGCGGGCGCUUCGCGGGGCUCGCCCCGCUCCAGCGGCACCGCCUGGUGCACGAGGCGCUGCGGGACGAGCUGGCCGGGCCCCUGCACGCCCUGCAGAUCGUGGCCCGCACCCCCGAGCAGUGGCAGAGCGACCCCCGCGCCCCCCCGGCGCCCCCCUGCAUGGGGGGCUCCAAGAGGGAGCGGCGCAAGGACCAGGAGGGCAAGGAGGGGGCGGCCGGGCAGCAGUGAUGGCACCCCCCGGACCCACCCUGGGACCCCCCGGACCCACCCUUGGUGCCAGCGUGGGACCUCCAGGACCCCCACCCUGGGACCCUCAGGACCCCACCCCUGGUGCCAGCGUGGGACCCCAGGACCCCCACCCUGGGACCCCUGGACCCACCCUUGGUGCCAGCGUGGGAUCCCCACCCCGGUGUCCGUGCAGGAGGAUGGAGACUGCC